Messenger RNA from Cyphomyrmex costatus, 772 nucleotides. It is a transcript of the gene Apt1, whose product is annotated as Acyl-protein thioesterase 1. The transcript is spliced from 8 exons. The record is from RefSeq and is a predicted model, not a curated record. Gene Ontology annotation, cellular component: cytoplasm. Gene Ontology annotation, molecular function: carboxylic ester hydrolase activity; palmitoyl-(protein) hydrolase activity. NCBI's taxonomy places the organism in Eukaryota, Metazoa, Arthropoda, Insecta, Hymenoptera, Formicidae. Gene Ontology annotation, biological process: protein depalmitoylation. Bases 86 to 739 code for a protein of 217 amino acids.
CACAUCGCCAUGUAUUAUCGAGAACGAUAGAUGGGCAGCCUGGAGUAACGAGUUACGUUGCGGCCGUCCAAAAAAGCGACAGAACAUGACGAGCCCGGUUGUGAUUUCAGCCACAGCUAAGCAUACAGCAACGUUAAUAUUUUUCCAUGGUUUGGGUGAUACAGGACAUGGUUGGGCCAGUUCCAUGGGUGCGGUGCGAUCUCCUCAUGUUAAAGUUAUUUGUCCUACUGCGCCCACAAUGCCAGUAACACUUAAUGCAGGGUUCAGAAUGCCUUCCUGGUUUGAUCUACGUACUCUGGACUCCAGUGGUCCAGAAGAUGAAGAAGGUAUACGUAAGGCCGCUGAAACAGUCCACUCAUUAAUAGCGGAGGAAGUUGCAGCUGGGAUACCUACCACACACAUUGUUCUAGGAGGAUUCAGUCAAGGUGGAGCACUAGCCAUGUACAGUGCCCUUACAUUCCCAGAGCCUUUAGCUGGCAUUAUAGCUUUAUCCGCCUGGCUUCCUUUACAUCAAAAAUUUCCAGCAGAAGCAAUAGGUAAUAGGAACACUCCACUGCUGCAAUGUCACGGUGAUUGCGAUCCAAUUGUGCCAUACAGAUGGGGUCAAAUGACAGCAUCUCUUUUAAAACAAUUUAUGACACAGACAGAAUUCAAAACGUACCGAGGAAUGAUGCAUACAUCCUCUGAAGAGGAAAUGCGCGACAUAAAGAAAUUCAUCGAAAAGGUUCUGAAACCGUAAUAAAUCAAAUUAAUACUUACUGAUAUUUUAUCG